Molecule: messenger RNA, 9461 nt
Organism: Pangasianodon hypophthalmus (striped catfish)
Lineage: Eukaryota; Metazoa; Chordata; Actinopteri; Siluriformes; Pangasiidae
Gene: col7a1
Product: collagen, type VII, alpha 1
Exons: 117
Coding region: 436-9333 (2965 amino acids)
Molecular function (GO): protein binding
Source: RefSeq, a predicted model, not a curated record
GGGACACAAAAAUGAUCCCCAAAGGGCAAAAGAAGGAGGGGAAGGAGAGAGAAAAGACAGUAAGACUUAGCUGCAGGCACACGAACAAGUCUGGACUGCAGUCCAGGACAGAGCAACAGCUCUUGCUGGUGAAGUAGUGGUUUAUAUGAGGCUCGAAACAACACUCUAAAGUUUUUGGAGAGUUAAAAAAAAACGAUAGCUGGAUGCUAAUGGGCGCGCGAGACAGUCAGUGAACUGCUCACCUGUGAGUGAAGCUUGUCUUUGUGAGAGGAUUAUGCUUCAGGAGAGCUGAGAACAUUUUGCACCUUUCCCAGCCUGGACAGGGAACAAGACCGUGACCUCAGCUGAACCUGUCAGAUAUUUCACACUCUGCUAGUUUGGUGCACCGGACGCCUGCUAUUCCUGAGCAACUUGAGAUUUUACUUUGGAGAAAAGAUGUGGCACCGGACUUUGGUGGCUGCAGUGUUGCUGUCCCUCCCAAACAGAUCUACAGCUCAAGGCACGUGUAAUAAUGUCGGUGCUGCGGAUAUCGUGUUCCUGGUGGACGGCUCAUCCAGUAUCGGACGUACCAACUUUGCUCUUGUGAGGAGUUUCAUGGCAGGGAUCAUCAGACCCUACGCCAAAGCAGUGGGACCUGCUGGCAUCCGGGUCGGAGCUGUGCAGUACAGCGACACAGCAAGGGUGGAAUUUACCUUCACUACGUAUCUAAGCGGCACGGAGCUGCUGAGUGCUAUAGAGAACCUGAACUAUAAAGGAGGAAACACUCGCACCGGAGCUGGGCUUAAGUACAUAGCAGAUAACUUCUUCAACCCCAGAACCACCAGAGAUGUGCCCAAGCUUGUUAUUCUUAUCACAGAUGGGAAAUCUCAGGACAAUGUUCAGGAUCCUGCCGAGAAACUGCACAGCUUAGGAGUCAAGAUAUUUGCCGUGGGUAUAAAGAGUGCAGAUCAGAGAGAACUGGAGCUCAUCUCAUCGGCUCCUCAAAGUGAAUUCACCUCCUUUAUUGAGAAGUUUAAAGAUCUCAGUUCUCUGCUGCCCACGCUGUCUCCACGUGUCUGUUCAGCGUCCGGUGGCUCCUAUUCAAGUGACGCUGCCUUCAGCGGUCCGACUGACUUGAAGUUUACAGACGAGACCUUUAAUUCGAUGCGGUUCAGGUGGACGGCUGCAGGAGGGCCUGUAACGAGCUAUCUGGUCCAGUACACUCCACUGUCUGGUCUGGGUCAGCCAGUAACAGCAGAGCAGCGACAGGAGAUGGUGCCAGCCAGUCAGCAGGCCUACUUGGCGCGGGAUCUGCGCUCAGGCACAGAGUAUUUAGUGUCGGUUAUCGCCCAGUACCCCAACAGCGUGGGCGAGUCCGUGUCUGCCAAGGCUCGAACUAGGUCUGUGCAGGGCGUGGCCUCACUGCGGUUGGUACAGGCGGGGUUCUUUACUUUAGCUCUGGCAUGGGACCCUCCUUCUGGCUCCAUACAGGGCUACAGGAUUACAUAUGGACCCAGAGGCAAGCCUGCAUCCUUGCUGCGGGAGCAGACGCUUGGGGCGGAUGCCACUUCUCUCACGCUGGACGGUCUACAGGCGGACACUGAAUACAUUAUCAACCUGUAUCCGCUCUUCCCUCGUAACAAUAUUGCACCCACUACGCUCACGGCCAGCACACUGCGUUUACAAGGAGUGCAACAGCUCUCUGUUGUCACAAGCUCAAACAGCAGUGUUGAAGUGCGUUGGCAAGGAGUGAGUGGCGCCAGAGGUUACAGGCUGGUCUGGGGCCCGUUUGUAGGAAGUGAUAUAGAGACUGUAGAGGUGAGCGGUGACAGUGAGGCUCACACACUGGUGAAUCUGCGACCGGAGACGGAAUACAUUGUCACAGUCAUUGCUCUGUAUAAUGGGGAAACAGAAGGGCCUGCAGCAAAUGCACGCUUUAAGAUAGAGCGAGCAGAGCAGCAGGUUUUGAGAGCCAUUACAACAGGACCCUCCAGCAUCCUGCUGACCUGGAACUUCAUAGCAGCAGCCAGGGGCUAUCGACUGGAGUGGAGGAAAGAGGGAGCAAGCAGCAGGGUUCACACACAGACCUUCCCCCAGAGUACCACAAGAUAUGAAAUAAAAGGUCUUCAGCCAAGUACCGAUUACAUCAUAACUCUGUACACGCAGUACGAUGGACGGGAGGAGCCCACACCAGCGUUACCUUUGGUUGGUAGAGUCAGCAACCUGCGAGUGGUGGAGAUUAUAGGACGCGCCGUACGGCUGGCAUGGACCGGGGUCGCCGGGGCAACGCAGUACAACAUCCUUGUCCUCAACACGGAGACUGGGUCGGAGGUAAAACGUGUCGUUUAUGGAAAUCAGACGACGUUUGACCUCCGUGACCUCACAGGAGGUGUGUCUUACUCUGUGAGUGUGACUGCCUUGGUGGGCUACACUGAGGGACCUCCGGCAACCAUCUACAUCACACCAGACUUUACGACAGCACAAAUUCCGGGCAAGGUGACGAACCUGCGCGUAGUGAAUGUCAACAGUCGACGGAUCAGGAUUGCAUGGAAUGUGGUCAGUGAGGCUACAGGUUACAGAGUCACCUGGAGACAAGGCAGCAAUUCGGAGCAGUUCUAUGAGCUCGGUGCAGGCGUCACUUCCUACACUAUAGAACGACUACAGCCUGAUGAAUCCAUCAUUGUGGGUGUGACUGCUAUGAUUGGCAGUCAGCUCGGAGACGUGGUCACUCUCUCCACCAGGACAAAUGGCUAUGUUGGGGCAGUCACAGGUUUACAGUUUAUUGACGUUGGUUCCACGCGGAUUCGCAUAUCUUGGGAUCCUGUAUCCAGAGCAACGGGAUACAAAAUCACCUGGCAGCGUCAUGAUGGAACGGAAGACUCUCAGAUCGUAUCUGCCGGUGUCACGUCCUACACCGUCAGUGGGUUACAGCAAGGCUCCACCUACAGAAUAUCUGUCUCUGCUCUGGUUGGCUCCCGUGAGGGACCAGCUGCCACUCAGAGUACCAGGACAGAGGAGGUUGUGGUUGGGCCUGUUCCUAAGGUAGACUACGAGUCUCGAGGGGAGGUGGUAAGGAUCAGCUGGGUUGGAGUUCAGGGAGCAACAGCGUAUAGGGUGGUGUGGAAAAGAUCUGACGGUGGGCAGGAGCAGUCUAGGCUGGUUGGCGGCAAUAUAACAUCAGUGGAUCUGAGGCAACUGGAAGGAGGAGCUCAGUAUGAUGUUCAGGUCGUGGCUAUGGUACAGAACAGAGAAGGACCUCCGGUUUCUGUCAAGGUCACCACAGGAGCGGUGUAUGAGGAACGACCACAGGGAGUGCGUGUUGAUCAGUUAGCCCCAGGGUCACUGCGUAUUGUUUGGAGAGCAGUGAGAGGAGCUGAUGGAUACAGAAUCUACUGGAGCUCGUCACAAGGUGAAACUGAAUCGAGUCAUCUGAUUGAUCGAGAUGCCACCUCGUACACGUUAGAAGGACUUCGUCCUGGACUGACUUACACCAUCCGAUUGGCUACUGUGUUGGGUGGCAGAGAAGGUCAACCUGUCACCGUCACACAGUCCACUGCUCCGCAGCAGCCUGUAACGGACUUCAGGGUGGUAGACAUUACCCAGAAUUCUGUACUGCUGACUUGGAGACCGUUAUCAGGUGCCACUGGAUACAUACUGCGAUGGCAGGAUGAAAGAGACCCAGGCAGCAUCCAGUCGCUCACUCUCCCUGAUACGACUAGCUCGUUCCGUGUGACGAGUCUGAGACUGGGCCGUCGGUACCGUUUCACUGUGCAGCCCGUCUUCUACGAUUACCCUGGCCCAGAGGCUGUUGUGGAAGAGCGCACAGUGUGUGUGGAUGGGCGUUUGGAUGUGGUGUUCCUGGUCCCCGCCACUCGUGAUCGCUCUGCUUUAAGGGAGCCUGUUUUGUCCCUGCUUGCGAGCGCUGCUGGAUUUUUCACCUCCAUCGGUGCCCGGGACUCACAGAUGGCGGUGGUGGUCUACAGUGAUGAUUCCAAAGUGCGCUUUCUCCUCAGUCGACAUAGCAACAGCGAAACCCUUCUGAGGGAGAUUUUCUCCACCCCAUUUACUGACAGACCAGGAAAUAAUAUAGGUCAGGCCUUGACGUUCACGAGACAGUUUCUGUUGAGUGCGAGUGCGGGUCGAAGGCCUGGUGUUCCAGGUGUAGUCGUCAUCAUCGCUGAUAGGAAAUCUGAAGAUGAUAUCCGGCGUCCUGCGACUGCACUGAGGGAUUCUGGUGUGGCGGUGCUGGCUGUCGGAGUUGGGCGCGCAAACUCAGAGGAGUUGCUGUUGGCGGUUACAGACAGCAGCCCUCAGAAUCUGCUGCAGGCUCAGGAUGCAGAUGAUCUCUAUAGACUCCAACCUGAACUUGCAGAGCUUCUCUGCGGCCUUGCAAGAGGAACUGUUGUACCGGGUCCUGGACAUUCAGAAGGUUGUACUGUUCAGUGCCCACAGGGUCAGAAAGGGGAACCAGGGCAGAAGGGUGAGAGAGGCAGUGAUGGAGUGCCUGGGAGGAAAGGAGACCCUGGUCGUGAUGGCACACCUGGUCGUGAGGGCCCCAGGGGACCCGAGGGACCUGCUGGUCCUCCAGGACCGUCAUUAAGAGGAGAAAAAGGAGAAAGUGGGAUUCCAGGAUUGCAGGGGAGUCCAGGCGUUCCUGGUCGUUCAGGAACCCCCGGUGUUGCAGGACCUCCUGGCUUGCAGGGAUUACCUGGAGUCAGAGGAGACCUUGGAGAGCCUGGUAGUGCUGGUUUGCCUGGAUCAAAGGGACAGAAAGGUGAUCGGGGUGAGCCUGGAUCCGUUGUCGGAGUCGUGCCAGGGCGCAAAGGAGAGCCAGGUCUACCUGGGCUACCCGGUACUCCAGGACGAGCAGGCACAGACGGGGCAAAGGGAGAGGCAGGAGUUCCGGGGCUGCCAGGAAAUGAUGGCCGCCCUGGGACACCGGGCACAUCUGGGCUCUCAAUAAAGGGUGAGAAAGGAAGUCGUGGGGAACCAGGCAUUCCCGGAGUGGGCAGUGGGGCAGCAGUUAAAGGAGAAAAAGGUGAACCGGGACGUCUUGGACCUCCAGGACCUCCAGGACCUACGGGCCCCACUGGAUUGACAGGACAGAAAGGAGCCAGAGGAGAGACUGGAGAGAGCAUAAAGGGCAAUCCAGGACCCCCAGGGCCACAAGGAGAGCCGGGUGACCGGGGUCCAAGAGGUCCUCCUGGUGAAAUCGGAAGCAAGGGAGACCGUGGACAGGCUGGAGAGCCCGGGUCACAGGGUGACAGGGGUGAGAGAGGGCCACCUGGUCUAGCAGGGGAUAAGGGUGAUAUGGGUAGACCAGGACUCCCAGGACCCCCCGGGCUCAGGGGUUUGCCAGGUGCAAAUGGACUUCCAGGAGAAAAGGGAGCUGAAGGAGCGAAAGGCGAACCGGGCGGUGGCCCAGGUUCACUCGGAAAGAAAGGAGAGCAGGGUCAGAAAGGAGCUCCAGGUCCUGAGGGUCCUGCAGGUGAAAAGGGAGAGCCAGGACAGAAAGGAGAAAGGGGUCUUUCUGGAGUAGGACUACCUGGUCCGACUGGGCCUAAAGGGGAGCAGGGUGAUCGGGGUCUUCCUGGACUUGCUGGAAGAGCUGGCGCAAAGGGAAACCAGGGUGAACCAGGAGAGAGAGGAGAAGGGGGCAAUCCCGGGCCUGCAGGUCCAGCUGGACCCAAAGGGAAAGAUGGCCUAAGAGGUGACAAAGGAGAAGAUGGGAUUCCGGGGGAGCCCGGCUUGCCCGGAAAGCCAGGAGAACGGGGACUGAGGGGUGUUCCUGGACAAACGGGUCCAUCAGGAGAAAAGGGAGACAUAGGUGAUCCUGGAGAGCAUGGACGAAAUGGUUCUCCAGGGCCUGUAGGACCACGAGGACAAAAGGGAGAUCAGGGGAUCCAAGGUCCCCCAGGGCCCCCUGGAGAUGCGGGAGAUGGGCAGGUUCUUCUCAAGGGAGACAGAGGAGAAAAGGGAGAACCCGGUGACCCUGGGGAACAUGGUAGUAAAGGUCAACAAGGAGAAGCAGGAAUACCGGGCACUCCAGGAUUACGGGGAGCUGAGGGUCAACGAGGACCAGUGGGAGCCAGAGGAGAUCCAGGAGAGAGAGGAAGUCCAGGAGAGAAGGGAGAAAGAGGAGCUGCUGGACUGGAUGGACGUCCUGGUCAGGAUGGGAAACCUGGGCCACCUGGACCCCCCGGUUUAAGGGGUGAUCCUGGUAAAACGGGAGAACCUGGUAGAGAUGGCUUACCAGGACUCGGAGGACCUCAGGGGCCUCUAGGGCCUGUAGGACCUCCAGGAGCUGCAGGCGCACCUGGUAAAUCAGGAGAGGAUGGAAAACCUGGAUCUCCAGGAAAAACUGGUGAGGAUGGCGUUCCUGGUGAGGAUGGCAGAAAGGGUGAAAAAGGAGAAUCAGGACCCCCAGGAAGAAAUGGUCAGGAUGGGCUGAAAGGGGAUCGGGGCAUUGCAGGGCCCACUGGCCCCACUGGCCCUCCGGGACCACCAGGGGUUCCCGGGAACAUUGGACCUCCAGGACAGGUGAUAUAUGUUAAAGGGGCUGACCUAUCACCUAUCCCAGGACCCCGAGGGCCACCAGGAGCUCCGGGAAUACCUGGGGUUCCAGGAGAUGCAGGAGCUAGGGGUGAGAGAGGCCCACAAGGAGUAAAAGGAGAUCAGGGAGAUCCAGGAGAAGACGGUUUACCUGGAAAACCAGGAACUUCAGUGGAUCUGAAGAAAGCACUUACAGAUUUUGGCAUUGAGGUCAGGGAUCUGCAGAUGGUGAUGGAAAAAAAAGACGUCCUGCUGAGGGAAAUCGUAUCACAAAGAGAUAAAGGACCAAAGGGGGAUAAAGGAGAUUCAGGACCCCCAGGCCCCUCUGGUGCAGAUGGUGCUCGAGGAUUUCCAGGGGAGCGAGGACAAAAAGGUGAUCAAGGUGAAAAGGGGCCUCCUGGUCCUCAGGGCCCCACAGGCAGAGCUAUUGGAGAAAGAGGACCAGAGGGUCCUCCUGGGCAGGCGGGCGAGCCUGGCAAACCUGGCAUACCUGGAGUACCAGGACGAGCUGGAGAACUAGGAGAGUCUGGCAAACCUGGAGAUAAGGGAGAGAGAGGAGAGAAAGGAGAAAAAGGGGAAACGGGUAAACCUGGGCUAAAUGGUGUAGCAGGACCUCCUGGACCUAAGGGUGACUCCAUAGUUCAGUCUGUUCCUGGUCCACGGGGUCUGCCAGGCCCUCAAGGUAUUAAAGGAGAGGAUGGUGCUCAAGGAUCUCCUGGACCUAAAGGAGAGCGGGGAGUAGCAGGUUUCCGUGGAGAGAAGGGCGAUAGAGGAGAAGUAGGGGAAAAGGGCAGAGAUGGCCUCCCUGGUUUAGCUGGAGAACCUGGAAAACCGGGACAGGAUGGAAAGCCGGGCUUGCCUGGGUUCCCAGGAGUGUUGGGCAGACCGGGAAACCCUGGAGAGCCAGGAAUCCGAGGACCACCUGGACCAAUGGGUCCAAAUGGACCUCCAGGACCACCAGGUGUGAAGGGUGACCAUGGAGAGGCAGGAGUAGGAGUUCAAGGCCCUCCAGGACCACAAGGCAUCCGAGGAUUGCCCGGACUUACAGGCACACCAGGAGCUAUCGGGCCACAAGGACCUCCAGGCCUCCCAGGACAAACAGGAGAAGGAGGAAAGCCUGGGGUUCCUGGUAGAGAUGGCAUACCUGGAAAGGAAGGAACACCAGGCUUACCAGGAAAACAGGGUAUCGCUGGACCAGUGGGACCUCCAGGGCCGAAAGGCGAGCAAGGGGACAGCGGGCCACCUGGAAAAUCGGUAGCUGGACCUCCUGGAGUGAAGGGUGAGGGGGGUCCUCCUGGUGAAACGCUGCCUGGAGUACCAGGAGAAAGAGGCUUACCUGGAUUGCAGGGUAUUAAAGGAGAUAAGGGACCAGCUGGAAUCAAAGGUGACAGAGGUACAACCGGUGACCCAGGGGAGCCUGGUGAAAGUGGACAAAGAGGACCACCAGGGCCUAAAGGAGCCAAAGGUGAAGCGGGUGUUGGAUUUGUUGGCCCUCCAGGACAAACUGGACCUGCAGGCUUAAAGGGUGAUCCUGGUCUCCCAGGCCCUCCAGGCCCACCUGGACCUCAGGGUACAUCCGGAACACCAGGACUCGCUGGCCAAAGAGGGGAAGUAGGCCAGCCAGGAAAUCCAGGACCUCCAGGAGAGAGGGGUCUGCAAGGCUUCAUAGGCAAAGCAGGAAACCCAGGGACACCCGGUAAUCCUGGACCACCUGGACCACCGGGUAGUGCAGGUUUAUCCGGGCUUAAAGGUGAUAAAGGUGAGGUUGCUGUAGGAGUACCAGGACAGAGAGGGGAGAGAGGAGAUCCUGGGCCUCGGGGAGAAGAGGGACGACCAGGAAUGGAUGGAGAGAGAGGGCCUCCGGGAUUUCCAGGUAGCAAAGGAGGCAGAGGAGAAAAGGGUGAAGCAGGACCACAAGGAGAGAAAGGAGAGAAGGGUGAAACUCUGUUGGUGGGUGGGCCUCCUGGAGAAAAAGGGAAUAAAGGUGAAACGGGAGAACGAGGUGCUAAAGGAUUACAAGGUGAAAAAGGCGUUAAAGGUCAAGAGGGACCGCCUGGGGGACAGGGUCUGCGUGGAGAGUCUGGUGAGAGGGGGUCACCUGGCUUUCAGGGCGCUCGUGGACCAGGAGGACAGAAGGGAGAGGCAGGACUGCCAGGAGUUCCAGGAGAAGCUGGUACACCUGGGAAAGAUGGCCUCCCUGGCAUGAGAGGAGAGAAGGGAGAGAUUGGAGUCAUGGGCAUGCGAGGACCAAAGGGAGACCGUGGAUCCAAGGGAGCGUGUGGACCAGAUGGACAAAAAGGAGAAAGAGGGGAUCCUGGAAUGAAUGGCAGAUCGGGUUUACCUGGAAGAAAAGGAGAGUCGGGUGAUGUGGGAUCUCCAGGAGCCACUGGAGCGCCGGGGAAAGAGGGAAUCAUCGGACCCAAAGGUGACCGAGGUUUUGAUGGUCUAAUGGGACCAAAGGGAGACCAAGGAGAGAAAGGUGAACGGGGCCCUCCUGGCAUCCCUGGCCCUCCGGGUCCCCGAGGUGUCGAUGGGCCCCCGGGCCUGACGGGUCCUCAGGGACUUGCAGGAGUUAAAGGUCCUGAAGGACUGCAGGGACAGAAGGGUGAACGAGGUCCUCCAGGCCCUGCUUCAGUUGGCCCUCGUGGUAUUCCAGGAAUCCCAGGAGAGAGAGGAGAACAGGGAGAAAUUGGUCUUGAUGGAGAGAAAGGAGAGAGGGGAGAGCCGGGCAUGACGGAGGAUGAGAUUCGAGCUUACGUUCGAUCUGAGAUGAGCCAGCACUGUGCCUGUGGAGGUAAGUGACCUUAAAGCAUAACAUCGCCGUCAUUAACCUUUUUUUAGAAUUCACUUUAGCACUAGCUCAGCAUUGAAAAGGUUAUGUAGUGUCACUACGCACCCAAACCAGCAUGGAUCAUAGGAUCAUUACUGCA